This is a messenger RNA of Leptopilina heterotoma, 1515 nucleotides long. RefSeq names its product electron transfer flavoprotein beta subunit lysine methyltransferase-like. Lineage: Eukaryota; Metazoa; Arthropoda; Insecta; Hymenoptera; Figitidae. Gene Ontology annotation, molecular function: protein-lysine N-methyltransferase activity. Gene Ontology annotation, biological process: peptidyl-lysine trimethylation. The transcript is spliced from 3 exons. The record is from RefSeq and is a predicted model, not a curated record. Gene Ontology annotation, cellular component: mitochondrial matrix. Bases 65 to 889 code for a protein of 274 amino acids.
CGGAAUUCCCGAUAAAGAAGAAUUUAUGAACGACUCUCUUUAUCGGAAAAAAACAUAGAAGAAAAUGGCUCUGCAUCGAUAUUUGAGAGUGAGAAUUUUAAAUAUUCAAAGAAGUAGUAGAUGUUGGAGUGGAAAUGGAUUAACUGCUCGCGAUGAAUUCAUUAAAGAAGAGAAAGGGAUGAGAGUCGAAAUAGAAAAAGUCAUUUUGAAAAACACGGAAAUCUCGCAAACCCAUUUGACACCUGAAUUAAAACUGCACCUGUUGACACCGAACUGUCCCCUGUACCAUGCAAGCGCAGAAACGAUCCAAUCAACUAAUGCAAAUGGAGCCGUGGAAAAAACAUUCUUUCAAGAUCCAUUUUGGUCCAUAUAUUGGCCGGGAGGACAAGUUUUAACGAGAUUCAUUUUAGACAUGGGAAUAAAACUUUUGUCCAACAAAUUCAACAAGAAUUCGCGCGUUCUAGAUCUUGGCAGUGGAUGUGGAGCUUCCGCUAUUGCCGCAAAACUUGUCGGAGCGAGACAAGUUCUUGCAAACGACAUCGAUCCAGUCGCCUGCGUAGCGAUACUAAUGAACGCCAAAUUGAACAACGUGGACCUACGAGUUUCCAAGGAAAACCUAAUUGAGGGAAAACUAAACGAGCUCUUCAAUGUAAUUCUCAUAGGAGACUUGUUGUACGACGAGAAAAUUGCCGAGAAACUCAUUCCGUGGCUCGAAAGGUCAUUGAGGGCAGGAUCUCAAAUUUAUAUUGGAGAUCCAGGAAGACACGCUCUCAACCAAGAUUUAAAGAAGAGAAUGUCACCAAUUUGUAAGUAUGACCUACCGGAAAAUGUCAGAAGGGAAAAUUAUGGAUUCAAUUCAGCCACCGUUUGGCGUUUCAUUUCGAAAUAGUUGAUUGAAAAAAAAAAAAAAUCGGGGGAGAAAAAAUCAAUUUUUUUUUUUUUUUAUUUUCCCCGUCAAAAUUCAUAUGACGAUCUAUUCAUACCAAAUCAUACUCUGUCAAUGCCAUUCUGACAUAGGUACACGAGACGCUUAAGUUAUUGACUUAUUCUCGUGCCGGAAUUUCACCAACUGACUUUAUCGACAGUCUGUGAUUGACUAUCAAAUUCAUUGCAUCUGCAUUUGAAUAUCAAUGAAAUAUUUUACACUAUUUUUCCUUUUUCCUUUUUUUUUUUUACAAUUUUUUGACUUUUAUUAAUCGCGUGUUUGUGUUUUCGAACGUGUAACAAAAGUUUGCAUAGAUCUCAAUAACUAAACCAGGGUUGCCACUGGUCAGGGAAAUCGGGAAAAAGUCAGGGAUUUUUAUUAAAAGUACAGGGAAAAAAUUUUAUUUUUAGAAUUCAUAAGAAAAUUCUGAAUUUUUGAGUCCUUUUUGUUUUUUUUAUUUAUUUAUUUAAGUAGUAAAUGUUUUUGACUCAUAAACUAUGAAAUAACCACGAAUUUUAACACAAAACCUUUUUUUCUAUUUUUUCUAUUUCUAAUAAUAAUUUCUUUCUAAAUAACUUAAUUCUUCAAGA